Messenger RNA from Prionailurus viverrinus (fishing cat), 2382 nucleotides. RefSeq lists its product as uncharacterized. Lineage: Eukaryota; Metazoa; Chordata; Mammalia; Carnivora; Felidae. The coding region runs from base 1 to 909 and encodes 302 amino acids. The record is from RefSeq and is a predicted model, not a curated record. The transcript has 6 exons.
AUGUACACUAUGCUAGAUGUGGGGGAUACACAUCCAGAAAACACUGCCCCUUCCAUCAAGUUGCUCAUAACCCAGGAGCCUAACAGGAACAAGCUGAACCCCAGCAGCUCCCAAACAGACACCUGCCUCUCGGUUCUCCCCAGCCUCUUAUUUAUUUACUUUGCCGGAUGGCUGUUUCUAACGAAGCAGCGUCUUGGCAGCUCCCUCGCCUGUCCUUCAGCACCACGCUCAACCAGCGAGAGGGGUCUGCGCCUCGUCCCACUCCUGCGCGGGCAACUGGGGCCUAGGGCUUGGGUCACGUGUUCAAAGAACGUCUCCGCGCCUGCGCGAGCGGCCGGCGGAUGUCCAGAGAUCCUCCCGAAAGCCGCUGGGACCCGGGGCCUGAGCCAGGCAAGGCCGGGCCCAGUCCUCCGCUCACCCAGCCCGCGCGUGGCUCCGCCUAGGUUGGGAUCAGGAAGGGGGCGGGUCCGCCGGCAGGGACGUCUCCAAAGGGCUGUGUCCCUUCGUGAGCUUCCCGGAGGUGCUUUACCGCUGCGUUUGCAAAGCGCAGCGCCAAGUACUGGAGGGCGAGUCAGAAAGGUGUCCAUAUCCCGAAUUGGUAAACCCUUUAAUCUUCAUUUGAGGAGUCUGAUAAGCAGCAAUAUCUUCAGAGAAGGACCAGCCAGAGAGUCAAAUAUGCACCCCCAACCAGUCAUACAGGAUGCCUGGCUUCUAGUCACCUGCCUUCCAGCUUCCCCACGCCAACAGCCUCCAGAGAAGGCACCAGGUUCCAGGUGCCACUGCCACAGACUGACCUGGUGUGUCCCCGCCGGCUCCUCCUCUGGGCGUGUGACCCUGGCUGCGGCAAGGUCAGAGCAAGAAAGACGGACUGACCUUUGCUCCAGGAUAUUUGUCAGCUUCUCUCAGUGAAUAAACAGCUUUGCCGUCACCAACACAGUCUUUCUGGAAACUCAGCUGGCACUGCUGAGUGCCCAAAGAAGCCUCUUUGGGCUGAGAAGAUAUGUGUCUGUCACCCUCCUUACUUGGGAAAAUGCACUGUGUCCUGCUCUGAAUUCACAUCUGUAGUUGAUCUUGGAACUGGUCACAGUACUAUGUGUGGCCAGUACAUGAAGUGCACUCCCAGACCCAAGACCGAAACAAUAGGUUGCUGUGUUUUCUCAGAGUGCUUGGAGUCCUCGAGCCUCAUCCCCGCUACCACUAGCCAGUGCUUGCCCUUCUUUCUGUGACCUGGCCCAUCUUCCCAAGGCACCUUUCCCAUCAGCUCCUGCUGAACCCAAGCCAGUCCACAGCACCACACACUGUGGUCCCAGAGCCCCAGGGCAACAAGGAGUCCGCCAAGCUGGGAAGAAAUCACAGAACUCAGUCCUGGUGGCACACGUCUGGUGCCAGAUUUCUUAGGAAGAAAAUCAGCUUCUGCCCAGACAGCAACAUAACUUUUUCCCCCAAUCCCUGGCACAGAGGCCGGGCCACGAUCGCCAACCUGCCGUGAGAACACAGGAAUAUGUCCACUCUGUCACCGGCAAGUCCUGGCAGAGUCUUGCUGUGUUCUGAGACAGCACCCUCAGUGGAGAACUCCGGGCAUCAUGUCGAGGCAGCUUGAAGUCUUCACUGGAGCCAGAGUCUUGAUCUAUGUGGCCCAUCAACUAAAAAAAAAGUUUGAACAGCAUCGUUAACCUAACACAACUUACUUUUCCAUAGGACUCUAAGCUUUCACAUGCAUGCUGUCAUUUUUAUUUUGGUUUUCACAGUGGCCUGUGAAGUAGGUAAGCUGGAUACUGUCGUUAGUCGACGUUCAGAGGUGACAGAGCAGCAGCUUAGCGUGUCUAAGGCCACACGACCCCCAAAUGGCAGAACCGGGACUGGAGUCUGGAUCAGCGCCGUCCCCUGACGGUUAACCUCUUCAGGACCCAGUGCCAAGUCUCCCCAGCUUGCAGCAGCAGCGACCGCACGGACCACCAUGGGCUCCCAAGCCCCGCUAGCUGCAAGGGCGCACAGACACUGAUGAAUGUUCUCAAAGAUCCUAAAGACAAGGCUGAGCGGAAGCUUGCAUCAGAGGGACAGGUCCUGGCCAAUUGUUCCCCAUCCCUGGUGACAGGUACCAUCUUACUAAAUCUGUAAAUCGGUUGUGCUGAGACUAUAACAGAGGAUAUCGUCUGAGGAACCUUCCAAUUUAGCAGACAAUGAGUAUCCGCAAACAUUUUGGGGGCCUGAUCCAGAAGCUAUAGCUUAUGGCCAUGUCUUCCAAACACAUAUGGAAGAAGAUACGCACAUGGGUCCAAACCACUUAACACAGUUGUCAAACGACUGAUGAUACUGUAAACUUAAUGGCUGCCAAGGUUAUGUCCAAUCAAUUCAUUCAGUUCCAUAAAGAUUUAUCGAGCA